GCUGACAACUCCAAAGCACCUCGACCAGUACAACUCCAAAGGGCUUUCAUUUUACACAAACAACUAUAACACAACGACAAUGUCCUCUGACUAUGAAAUCUCUGACAAUGAAGGUGAUUAUUAUGACUCUGAUGAGAUGAUGGAGGACUACCAGAACGACGACCAAGACGAGGACGAUAUGGAGAUGGAUGACUAUAAUGAUGACUUUAGGAUCAAUGCAGGCCCAAAACGCAAGUCGUACGAAGUUGAUUACACAUCGCUGAGCCAGAGCUCAGUGGAGGAGUCAUUGAAGGAGGACGUAGACCAUAUAUGUGGUAUUCUCGGUGUGGAUCCUGCUGUUGCAGCGUUGCUCCUGCGCCACCAGGGGUGGAACAAGGAAUCCUUAAUAGAGAAAUAUAUGGAAAAUCCUACAAAGGUCCUUGUUGAUUCUGGCGCUGCAGUCCCAGAGCCUGCUAGAGAGCCAAUAGUUCGGGCUCACUCUGUGGACAGGUCCGCCGCAGGCCCGUCAUCACGUCGGGCAAUUAGAUCAAACUCCAAACUCUUAUCGUCUCUGACCUCACCUACCAGAUCAUCUGCUCAGAAGUCCAUCUCAUCUCCAGCCGCAUCUGCAUCCAAAUUUCGCAAAGACGCCAAAUCAUCCGAGGAACCCGAAUCAUUUGUUUGUCCAAUCUGCUUCGACGACUCUCCAGAACUCAAACCGGUCGCUCUCGAUUGUGGUCAUUCAGCUUGCUCUGGAUGCUGGAAUGCUUACACCAUUUCAAAGAUUCGUGAUGAAGGCGAACAUUGUAUUCGGUGUAUGACCGAGGGUUGCGCCAUCGUCGCACCCGAUGACUUUGUGCACAAUAUCCUCGUGUCGGACGCCGCACCUCCUGGCUCUGACACGAAUGAGAAUCUUGUUGCAUGGACACGUUUCCAAGAGCUACUCGUUCGCAGCUUUGUUUCGUCAAACUCGAAACUCAAGUUUUGUCCGUAUCCAGGCUGCACGAACACUGUCUCGUGCCCAUCAGCUGCGAGUAAGUCCGUAUUAACAACUAUGGUCCCCAUCGUGUCUUGUGGUGCAAAGGGUAUUCCUAGAUCCGCCAACGACAAGAAACCGGCACCGUCGUCACCGUCGGGCAUCACCUCCCUGUACGAUAAAGAGCAUGUAUUCUGCUUUGGAUGUCCUAUCGAGAGCGAUCACCGACCGGUCGUGUGCGGGGUUGCACGAUUGUGGCUGAAAAAGUGCGAGGAUGACAGCGAGACGGCAAACUGGAUCAAGAGUAACACCAAGGAAUGCAGUAAAUGCCAAAGCACGAUCGAGAAAAAUGGUGGUUGCAACCAUAUGACGUGCAAGAAGUGCAAGUACGAGUUUUGCUGGGUAUGCAUGGGUCCUUGGAGUGAACAUGGCACGGCAUGGUAUUCCUGCAACCGAUACGACGAGAAGGGCGGCAUUGAAGCACGGGAUGCUCAGAGUCGCAGUCGCGCCUCCCUCGAACGAUAUCUCCACUAUUACAAUCGCUGGGCCAACCACGAACAAUCCGCCAAGCUCUCUGUCGAGCUUUACGCCAAAACUGAGAAGAAGAUGGAGGACAUGCAAAUCACGUCUGAUCUCACCUGGAUUGAAGUGCAGUUCAUGAAAAAGGCCGUGGAGGAGGUGGAAAAGUGCCGCAUGACGCUCAAAUGGACAUAUGCCAUGGCGUAUUACCUCGCAAGGGGUAACGAGAAAGAUUUGUUUGAGGAUAAUCAGAGAGAUUUGGAAAAGGCUGUCGAGGAUUUGUCUGAGUUAUUAGAAAGCCCAAUCGAGACGGAAAACAUCCCGGUAUUAAGACAGAAGGUAACGGAUAAGACGGUUUAUGUUCAGAAACGAAACGAAAUUGUCUUGGAAGAUACUGCGACUGGGUUCCUUGAUGGUCGCUGGAAAUGGAAUGUUUCUGUCGAUGGCUUUGAGGACCCUGCUGAGGAAGUUAGGAUUGAUUAGGUUUAAUCCCUCUUACAGAUGGUCAAGAGAAGUAAGUAACGAUCUAUAUAUGUACUCUAGAAAUACCUCUCUAUCGGAUGUACUCGUACGCGUACGGACUUUCCUUCUUCUCGGCUCUCUAUCCAGUCUUCUAUCCUGCCUUCUUUCCCCUGCAUGACUUUUCACUAUCCUCAUAGGAUCUUCUAUACGCUCUACUAUUCAGCACACGUUUAACAACGACUUCUUUCCAUUAUCGCGUAGCAACCUGGUUCUUCUAUUCCUAUACCUUACAUUUUCAUCCCAAGUUCCUCUGUACGAAUGACAAUUGCUGUGUACGCACUGUAUAUAUACUCAACUCACUAUAAUGAUGCUCUACUC
Messenger RNA from Lentinula edodes (shiitake mushroom), 2314 nucleotides. RefSeq lists its product as uncharacterized. Gene Ontology annotation, cellular component: ubiquitin ligase complex; cytoplasm. Gene Ontology annotation, molecular function: zinc ion binding; ubiquitin conjugating enzyme binding; ubiquitin protein ligase activity. The record is from RefSeq and is a predicted model, not a curated record. NCBI's taxonomy places the organism in Eukaryota, Fungi, Basidiomycota, Agaricomycetes, Agaricales, Omphalotaceae. The coding region runs from base 80 to 1957 and encodes 625 amino acids. Gene Ontology annotation, biological process: positive regulation of proteasomal ubiquitin-dependent protein catabolic process; ubiquitin-dependent protein catabolic process; protein polyubiquitination. The transcript is spliced from 7 exons.